AUGGAACAAGUCAGCCUGAAAUUAUUGGUAAAUGAAAAGAAAAAUAGAGUUUUGUUCGUGGAAGCAGGGAAGGACUUUGUGGAUGUCCUUCUAAGCUUCUUAACCUUGCCGUUGGGCACGAUUGCUAGGCUUGUUCGUAAUGAUGAAUCAAAUGUGAAGAAUGUUACGGUUGGGAGCCUAAGCUCAUUAUAUGAAAGUGUGGCCAAACUCGACGAAAAGCAAUUUUGGACUGCAACCUGUAAAGAAAUGCUGCUUCGGCCAAGGAACUCAAUGGAACGCUAUUGCAAAAAUCUAAAGCUCAACAUUAAUGAUGAUACAGAGAAGACAAAGUACUUCAUAUGUGAGAACCGUGACUGCAACGGGCCGGAUGGUUGUUGCUUGUUGAGCACGUUUAAGAAUCAAAGAUGCAAGUGCGGGAAACUAAUGAAACAGGAGGUUUUUCCUCAAGAUGAAAAGAAUGCAGAUGCAGAUCAUAAAAAGGUGGUUGAUGAUAAGGGGUUCGUUUUGGAUACAGUUUUUAUUAUUUCUGAUGACCUAAAUGUGAUGCCGGAUAGUCUUCUUGUUUCAAAUAGCUUGCCCACGGAUCUUGGAUGUGAAGACUUCAAUGAAAUGAAACUGGUAACCGUCCAUGUGACUGAGAAAGAGGUUUUGGACUUGCUUAAGUGCUCCUUAUUCUCCCCGACUCCUUUCACAGACAUAUUCUUGACAGGGUGCAAAGAGAAGCCAAACACGAGAGAAGCAAAAAGAGAAGACGUACUCGUGUUGAAAAAACAGGAAGAGUUCAUGAAGAGCGACUAUGACUUUAUACUUUUCGAUUUUGAUUUGAAACUGGGUCGAGAAAAUCCAAUUCAAAUAAAGGUAAUGCUAAGAAAAUCUGAUAACACAAUAUUGUUUGCAUUAUGUGAGAACGAUUUUGUGGACUUCCUUCUUAGUUUUUUGACCUUCCCCUUGGGAGGAGUGGUGUACAUGUUAGAUGGUAAAUGCUGCUUGGGAAGCAUAGACAAUCUAUACAUGAGCGUUCUUGAUUUAUAUAGAUAUUUAAGAUCCUUUGACCUACGGGAUCAGCUCCUGAAAUCUCAACUUGCCUACCAAUUUAAACUCCGCAACCAGAUAUUGCCUAUUGAUGAAGCUCCAGCUCUUGAUUACACUUUUGUCAGUAAAUAUGACCACAAUGGGAAAUUAUUAAGCGGCUAUCUAACUGCUUCAAAUGAUGUUUCGAUUAAUCAAAAGUCAUGUGUUGCUUUGAGAUAUUUAGCGCCACAGUCAUCAAUUGGUGGCGCAUAUAGUGACAGAUACGGCGGAAGAGGGCUUGUCAAAAAGCUAUCACGGUACAUGGUUACAGAUGAAUUGGCCGUUACACCAUGCUCAUCGACCUCCAUCAUUUCCUUUCUUUCCAAACUGAGGAUUCCUUCUUCUGACUUGGAGGAAAGAGUUAUCAGCAUAGGCAAAGAAGAGGGUCUCAGCCUUCUUAGAGCUUCUUUGGUCUCAUCAUCAGCACUGACAAAUGGUCUCGGUCCAUUUCUUGGCCCGAUGAUUGUGAAGAAGGAGAAGUGGUCGCACUAG
Lotus japonicus is the source of this 1563-nucleotide messenger RNA. RefSeq lists its product as uncharacterized. The transcript is spliced from 3 exons. NCBI's taxonomy places the organism in Eukaryota, Viridiplantae, Streptophyta, Magnoliopsida, Fabales, Fabaceae. The record is from RefSeq and is a predicted model, not a curated record. Bases 1 to 1563 code for a protein of 520 amino acids.